Cucumis sativus (cucumber) is the source of this 1008-nucleotide messenger RNA. RefSeq names its product polygalacturonase inhibitor-like (gene PGIP2). Bases 1 to 1008 code for a protein of 335 amino acids. Gene Ontology annotation, molecular function: protein binding. The record is from RefSeq and is marked validated. Lineage: Eukaryota; Viridiplantae; Streptophyta; Magnoliopsida; Cucurbitales; Cucurbitaceae. The transcript has a single exon.
AUGGCUUCAAAUCUCAAGAAACUUUCAUGCCUCCCUUUCUUCUUCCUCAUCUUCUUCUUCUUCGUUACCAUUUCCUCUGCGGAGCUUUGCAAUCCAAAUGACAAAAAAGUCCUUCUAAAAAUCAAAAAAGCCUUCAACAAUCCCUACAUUCUCACCUCUUGGGACCCGCAAACAGACUGCUGCCAUUGGUACUGUGUCAAAUGCAAUCGAACUACCCAUCGAAUCAUCUCUCUCACCAUCUUCGCCGACGACCGUCUCACCGGCCAAAUCCCACCCGAAGUCGGCGACCUUCCAUUCCUACAAACCCUUAUGCUCCACAAGCUCCCAAAUCUCACCGGCCCCAUCCAACCCACCAUAGCCAAACUACGUAACCUCGUAUUCCUCGACCUCAGCUGGAACGGUCUCUCCGGCGAAAUCCCAGAUUCCUUGAGCACUCUAAAAAAUCUCUUCAUUCUUACUCUCUCAUUCAACAAACUCACCGGAGAAAUCCCUAGUUCCCUCUCUGAACUCCCUAACUUGGGCGGUCUCCGGUUGGAUCGGAAUCAAUUAACAGGACAAAUCCCUGAAUCCUUCGGCUAUUUCAGCGGAGAACAAGCCCCGGAUUUGAUUCUUUCACACAAUCAACUUUCUGGCAAAAUCCCUUCUUCUUUGUCGAGAUUGAAUUCCACUUCCAUCGAUUUGUCCCGUAACAAACUUGAAGGCGAUGCGUCCAUGUUCUUCGGCGCCAACAAGAUGAUCCAGAUUCUUGAUUUGUCGAGGAAUUUGUUGGAGUUUAAUUUGUCGGAGGUAGUGUUUCCUCAGAGUUUGACUUCGUUGGAUCUUAAUCAUAAUAAGGUGUAUGGGGGUUUGCCGCCGGUGAUGACGGAACUGAAAUUGCAAUAUUUGAACGUUAGUUAUAAUCGACUUUGUGGUCCGAUCCCGGUGGGUGGGGAUAUGCAGAGUUUUGAUUUGUAUUCUUAUUUCCAUAAUAAGUGUUUGUGUGGAGCACCGCUUGGUGAUUGCAAAUGA